AUGUUCUAUCGCACGACGCGAUCACGGGAAAAGAGCAAAGAUUUGAACAGAUCAAAGAAGAUGCAGUACCACUUAUUUAAUGCCAUCCUUGGCCUGGUUGCUGCCUUUUUAAUAGGUCGCCUGCCCUUUGUCUCAACGGAGAAAUUGCACGGAGCGAGUGAAUGCGAUUCUUCUGCGGUCACUCCGAUUACCGUUCUUGUGGUCGGGGCAACUGGCGCUACAGGCAAGCAUGUUGUUCAGCAACUGUUGGAGAUGGGGCACAAUGUCAGGGUUGUUGUCCGAUCCCGACGACGCAUGCUUGAUAUGGUCGAUUUUCAACCAAGCGAUCAUUUUGUCGUCACGGAAGCCUCAAUUCUUGAACUUGGCGACGAAGAUCUAAAGCAAGAAGUAGAAGGCGUCGAUGCUGUUGUAAGCUGCCUAGGUCAUAACAUGGACUUCAAUGGCAUUUUUGGACAGCCACGCAGCCUGGUGUCUUUAGCUACGUCGAAAUUGACGGAAACCAUGAAAGCCACCGCGAAAGCUGGUCGGCCAAAAAAGUUCAUUCUAAUGAAUUCUGACGGUGUCGCGCAUCCCGCUGGCACCGAUGACACGCGGCCAGUUCUGGAGCGUAUACUUUUGGGAGUACUUCGACUCCUCAUUCCACCUGUGAAAGACAACGAAAAGGCGGCCAAAGUCGUUCAUGAAUUCCAAAGCAAUGGUACGAUUGAGUGGGUUGUCAUUCGUCCAACAGACCUAAUUGAUGGUCAACCUACAGAGUACGUUCUUUACGACAAGCCGGUUGGGUCGCUAUUUGGUGGAGGGGUAACUACGCGAGCAACCGUGGCCAAGUGUAUUGUGGACCUGAUUCUGGAUCAAGUACUAUGGGAGAAGUUCAAAUUUCAAAUGCCUGUGUUGCAUGACUCCAAGCAGAACUAG
Phaeodactylum tricornutum CCAP 1055/1 is the source of this 915-nucleotide messenger RNA. RefSeq lists its product with no specific name. The record is from RefSeq and is a predicted model, not a curated record. Bases 1 to 915 code for a protein of 304 amino acids. Lineage: Eukaryota; Bacillariophyta; Bacillariophyceae; Surirellales; Neidiaceae. The transcript has a single exon.